Messenger RNA from Mizuhopecten yessoensis (Yesso scallop), 2359 nucleotides. RefSeq lists its product as uncharacterized. Gene Ontology annotation, biological process: superoxide anion generation. Bases 597 to 1205 code for a protein of 202 amino acids. The transcript is spliced from 4 exons. NCBI's taxonomy places the organism in Eukaryota, Metazoa, Mollusca, Bivalvia, Pectinida, Pectinidae. Gene Ontology annotation, molecular function: phosphatidylinositol binding; superoxide-generating NADPH oxidase activator activity. The record is from RefSeq and is a predicted model, not a curated record.
GCCUGUGAAUCGGAUUCAACCUAACAAUAAUACACUGUUUGGUCUCUACAGCAGCAUGACGUCAGAAAAGAAUGUAGUAAAUUGAACGUCGACAUUUUCAACUCAUCAAUAUUGCAUUUGCGAUAACAAGUUCCCUACAUGUGCGUUUGCUCCGAGUUAGGAGAUAACUCUUGGCGGAUUUUUAAACAACUGUACAUGUGAUAACAGGUCGAGUGGUAUAUUACAGAUAGCACGGAAAUGAUACAAGACAAUCAUACAUACACGUAUUUAGUACGAGUUUGUGACACCGUGUUUGUACCGUAUAAUAUAGAGUGGUGUCUACGUGUUGGGAUCUGAUCUGACCUUUGAACUUUUAAGGAAAGGCUAUACAUGUCUGCCUGUAUAACAGAUCGGUAUACAUCACAUGUGUUUUACUAGAAAACAACUUUUGUAGCUACAAUCAGUCACACCAGGACGGAAAUGUCCCGGACCUGUCAGCGGUCAUUAGAUACGUAUACGUAGUCCUGUAUCCCGUAGAAAGUGUGACGGUGUCCUCAGCCGGCGGGGACACGAUGUCAGACACACUGUGUGAAUAGAGGAAAUGUCUAAUCAGCACGAUGAGUGGGACACGCCAUCAGCAGAGGAUUGAUAUAUGGAAGAUGGAGGCGUUUAAGAAUGUCAACCUGGACGGGGACUUAUCCUCCGAACUCUAUGAAAUCAUGCAAGAAAAUACGUGCUCGAACGUUUCUGUGACGUCAGCAGACAUUUCCGGGUUCUCCGAGGUGAAGUGUAACAGCACGUGUGACUAUCUAUUUAUAGUUGAGGUGUUAUGGUCGGACGGACGAUCCAUGUGUGUGAGGAGAACUUACAGAAGCUUUUUAAAUUUUCGAAAAGUUUUGGUGGAAUAUUUUCAAAAAGAUGACCAAAGUCAGGGAUCAGUAUUUAUACCGCAGCUAACAGGGUUGAAGAUGUUCCGACGCUACACACGUGACCUUGCGGAGGAAAGGGAAGCGGAACUCCAUAGAUUUGUCAAAAACCUCCUCAACGGAAACCCUAUGGUUUCCUCUACCCUCCCCGUGUUGGAUUUUUUCGAACCCAACGCAUCAGAUCCCGUUCCCUUCAGAAGUAGCCCGGAUGGCAAUGAUAGUGAUGAAGAUCCGUUCUCGGAGGACGUAUUCAGCCAGACGUGGAUGAAGAAAAGCAGCUCACCCAAGAGCAAAGCAUAAGUUAUUUUGUUUGUAUAUGUUAGUGAACGAGAAAGUCCGUAUUGUUGACCGCUGAUUAAAACUUCCUUUGUUGUACAGGGUAUCUAUAAUAACGAGCCAGACAGACGGGAUCCCGCUUUGAUCUCAACGUCCUACAGAGAUAAUAUACAUGAGCUUUUAUUUACAUUUUAAUGUAAGUUAUCCAUUACACAUACAACACUUCACAGCUGAACAAAACCUCAUAUGUAAAAGUAGAAGUAUUUAUAUAUAUAUGUGCUAAAAAUGACUUUUAAACGUAACUGAACAAUAUUUAUUCUAUUUCCAUAUGACUAUUUAUGAGUAUAUUGUUAUUUUUUAUGUUUGAAGUCGAUCCUUAGUAAAGUAGGAUGUGAAUAAGCUUAAGUAGUGAACAAAUACAUUUGUUGUUGAGAGAUAUGCAUACAAUAAGUGGAAACAGAGGUGAAGUUGUUUACGACAUACUAACUGUGUGUUGGUUGGGGGAAAAGAUAAACUGGCUACCAGCCCCUAAGUUUUUAUGAAGAUUUCUCAACUGCAUUUCACUACCAGCUUAUCUUUUCCUAGUUUAGAACUUAGGAAUCGGACAUCAAAGUGAUCAAAAUUAUUGAUUCUUCUUCUUCUAAAUAAGUCCAGGGGAAGGGGUGCGGGAAGCGGGUUAUGAGAUAAAGUGAAGUUAUACUCAUAUGGCAUGCUGUCAAACGGGAGAGUUUAAGACAUAUUGACUGAGGUGUGGGGGAUUGUACGACGUACAGAUCGGGUUAGGGGGGUCUCGACCUAGUGACCGGGGAGAGUUUAAAACAUAUUGACUGAGGUGUGGGGGAUUGUACGACGUACAGAUCGGGUUAGGGGGUCUCGACCUAGUGACCGGGGAGAGUUUAAGACAUAUUGACUGAGUGUGGGGGAUUGUACGACGUACAGAUCGGGCUAGGGGGUCUCGACCUAGUGACCGGGGAGAGGGGGUGUUUAUGUCAGUGGGCGACUGUUCACGACAUUCUGUCGGGGGUAUGUUUACUAUAGGUGCUGUUAGGGGGGUAGUGUGCAAUAUAGAUAGGCUUGACGCAAUAUUGAUAACCAAUGCCACAAUAACAAGUAAACUGACUAAAUAUGUAUAUGUUGUGUUGCAAAGCAGACAAUAAAUCUGUUUAUUUCUGAACAAA